This is a messenger RNA of Erinaceus europaeus (western European hedgehog), 3097 nucleotides long. RefSeq names its product motile sperm domain containing 2 (gene MOSPD2). Bases 124 to 1677 code for a protein of 517 amino acids. Lineage: Eukaryota; Metazoa; Chordata; Mammalia; Eulipotyphla; Erinaceidae. The transcript has 15 exons. The record is from RefSeq and is a predicted model, not a curated record.
CGCGACCGCCUCUCCCUCCCGCCCUUCCCUCUUUUCCUCUGGGCCGGCCUGCCCGCUGAUGCGCUUUGCGAAAGGCGGCCGGGCAAGUGGCUACGGCGAUUCCUGUCACGCUUGACCGUGACCAUGGCCGAGAAUCACGCCCAGAACAGAGGCAAGCUCAUCUGCGAGACCCGCCAGCGGUUCGAAGCCGAGUAUGUGACAGAUAAACCUGAUAAAUAUGACCCACGUGAUAUUGAAAGGCUACAACAAGAUGACAACUGGGUGGAAAGUUACUUAUGUUGGAGACAUAAUGUGGUGGAUGAAACACUGAAGAUGAUUGAUGAGAGUUUUCAGUGGAGGAAGGAACUAGCUGUCAACGACCUCAGCGAAUCUUCCAUUCCCCAGUGGCUGUUGGAAAUAGGUGGCAUCUAUCUCCACGGUUAUGACAAAGAAGGCAACAAGUUGUUCUGGAUCCGUGUGAAGUAUCAUGUGAAAGACCACAAAACUAUCAUGGACAAAAAGAAGCUCAUAGCAUUCUGGCUGGAACGAUAUGCUAAAAGAGAAAAUGGGAAGCCUGUGACUGUUAUGUUUGACCUGUCUGAAACCGGAAUAAACAGCAUAGACAUGGACUUUGUACGCUUUAUCAUCAACUGCUUUAAAGUUUAUUACCCUAAAUACAUUUCAAAAUUUGUCAUCUUUGAUAUGCCUUGGAUAAUGAACGCUGCUUUCAGAAUUGUGAAAUCCUGGCUUGGCCCAGAAGCAGUGGGUUUGUUGAAGUUUACAAGUAAAAGUGAAGUCCAAGAUUAUGUCAGUGUAGAAUACCUGCCUCCCCACAUGGGUGGAACUGAUCCUUUCAAGUAUAGCUACCCACCACUAGUAGAUGAUGACUUCCAGACACCGCUGUGUGAAAAUGGACCGAUCACCAGUGAGGAUGAGGCUUCAAGUAAAGAAGAUCUAGAAAGCGAUGGCAAAGAAACCUUGGAAAUAGUUUCCAGUGAAGAACAAGCAUGUCUUCCCAAAAAGAGUAACCUAACUGACACUACUCCCAAAGAAGAAAAUGAAAAAGUUGAUUCCAAAAUGAAAAUUUUCAAGAAACCAUCCAGUGUGUUUAAAGGGCCCUUAUUACAUAUCAGCCCAGCGGAAGAACUGUAUUUUGGAAGUACAGAAUCUGGAGAGAAGAAAACACUAAUAGUAUUGACGAACGUAACUAAAAAUAUAGUGGCAUUUAAGGUGAGAACAACUGCACCAGAAAAAUACAGAGUCAAGCCCAGCAACAGCAGCUGUGACCCUGGCGCAUCAGUUGAUAUAAUUGUGUCUCCCCACGGUGGUUUGACCGUCUCUGCCCAAGACCGUUUUCUGGUAAUGGCUGCAGAAAUGGAACAUUCUUCUGCCACGGGCACAGCAGAGCUGACUCAAUUCUGGAAAGAAGUUCCCAGAAACAAAGUGAUGGAACACAGGUUAAAAUGCCAUAUUGUUGAAAGCAGUAAACCAAACACUCUCAUGUUAAAAGACAGUGCUCUUACUAUGUCAGAUAAAGCCAGUGAAGAUCUAGCUCUACAACUCAGUCAUUUACUAGAAAGCAAUAGGAAGCUUGAAGACCAAGUUCAGCGCUGUAUCUGGUUCCAGAAGCUGCUGCUUUCCCUAACCGUGCUCUUGCUUGCUUUUGUCGCCUCUUCCUUCUAUGUGUUGUACAGUUAAAGAAAUGGCGCUGCGUACAUAGGAAAGACGGCUCCACUAGCUGGAAAAAGUAACACACCCCAAACUUCACCUUGCUACUAACAGUGCCGCACAUCUGUGCUUCUGGAAAGGAAAUGUAUGACGCUCAGAGGGGGACAGAUACAUGCCUGGGAAAAUAAACUAUUAGAAUAAAGAAAUGCUGGAGAGAUUUGAUUAUAGCAGACUGUAGCUAGUUAAUAAUGUAAGUAACGGUAUAUUUGUUGUAUAAAUUAAUUGUUUAGUAUAAUUUAUUUUUUUUCAUUUUGACUUGAAAACCUUUAACUCUUAAGUUUUAUAAUGUAUAUACAUUAGCCAAACUUAAAAAUAGAGGUUAACAUGCUUUGUUGCAGCCAGAAAGUUACCUACUGUCUUUUUUUUUUUUUCUGACAGUCACUAUAGCUGAGCCAACCUGGUGGUUUUUCUAUACUAUGUAAAUAUAGACUAUAUAUAUAUGGGGGUAGGGGGUACAGAGUAAUUUAUGUGAUCUUGAGAGUUACUUCCAGGUGAUAGUUAAGAUUCUUUGGGAAUGUAAAACUAUUCAAUGCCAAACCACCUGUCACCUUUUGUUUCUUCUCGCCUAUACAUUCUAUCACUCUCGGCUCGACCUUUUUUUUCAUGAACACUCUUAUUUAGGCAAAAGUUGAACAGAGCACUGGUCGGAUUUCCCUUUAAUUCUGUUCGUGACGUGCAGAGGCAGGCAGAGCUGUCCAGUCUUGUGUAUGCACUUUCCUCUUGCUCUGUGGCUGGACACUGACCCUUGAACUUCAUUGGUUAUGUAGGCCUACCCACUCCAGCACACCCUCUUUGCCUUUACUGGAUGCAAGGAGUUGGGUCAGGUGCUUGGAAAUGUGACUUGUUUAGAUGCAGAGUAAUAUAGCUUACUUUUUCAAAUCCUUGUUAAUUUGACAUCAGCCCUGAGAAGAAGACUGGAGUUAUGGCUGCGGGGUGGGAAAAGAGGAAAAAAAAAAAAAAAAUCGAAACUCGAGUGUCAAAGUGUGAAAAAUAGAACAUGUGGUGGAUGGCUGUAAAACCUUCGGACCAGAGCUAAUUAUCUUGCUUGAUAAUCUCUGCCUCUGUCAAGGAUGCUUCCAAAUUUCUGUUAAAACAAGGAAGCAGAAGCUGUUGAAAUUAGUAUUUUUCUCAUGAAUAUAACUGGUUUAAGUCCAUGUUGGUUCACCUGUAAGACUGCUUGAUAUGAAAGAAAAACUAGUCUGAAUGUAAAAUAAAUUUUGAGUUUCGAUUAAGCUAUGUUUGGAUAUAAUUUUUUUUUCAUUACUCUGAAAAGGGAUAUAGUCUUGGUAACUUUUUGUCUUGACAAGUUGAUGGUCCCAAAAUUGAGUUAUGAAGAAUGAUGUACUAGCGUCCCUUCGAAACUGGCCUAGGAAAUAAAACCUUAAAAGGA